AGGAAACAACCAAGAAAAGGUAAGUAGCAUUUUGCAAAAUCAGUGUAAAGCUACUUUGGUACCUUUCAUUUCUUACACAAUCUUCCAUACAAAUCACACACUGUUGCUUCACUACUACUGCUGCAUCUCUCUCUCCCUCUCCCUCUCCCUCUCUCUCUCUCUCUCUCUCUCUCUCUCAUGAACUGCCUACACAAUCUCCCCAGAUUCAGAUCCUCUUUUUUGCCACUCCAAGACACUAAAUGUUGCGCUAACACAUCUCCCUGCGUUAUCAAUCGCACGGGAGUUAUUAAAGCUGUUGAUCGGCGUCGAAACAUUUCGAUGAAGGCAACGAAUGGUUCUGCACCAGUUACCAAUGUGGAAGGUGCCAAAGUGGAGGAGGAGAAAUCUGAUGAAUACAGUAAUAACAUGACUGAAGCUAUGGGUGCCGUGUUGACAUAUAGGCAUGAAUUGGGAAUGAACUACAACUUCAUUCGUCCAGACUUAAUUGUUGGGUCAUGCCUUCAGACUCCAAAGGAUGUAGACAAGCUUCGUGCCAUUGGUGUGAGAACCAUUUUUUGCUUGCAGAAAGAUUCUGAUCUUGAAUAUUUUGAUGUUGACAUCAAUGCCAUUAGGGAAUAUGCAAGCACAUGCGAUGACAUUCAGCACUUGCGUGCUGAAAUAAGGGACUUUGAUGCAUUUGAUUUGAGGUUACGGCUUCCAGCUGUUGUCAGCAAACUACAUAAAGCAGUUAAUCAAAACGGGGGUGUAACUUAUAUACAUUGCACAGCUGGACUUGGAAGAGCGCCUGCCACUGCAUUGGCAUAUAUGUUCUGGGUUCAAGGCUAUAAUCUCAAGGAAGCCCUCGACAUACUACUGGGCAAGCGUUUUUGCUUCCCAAAACUUGAAGCUAUUAAGAGUGCGACUGCUGACAUACUUACAGGUCGUAAAAAGAAGCCUGUCACCUUAACAUGGAAUGGUGCCAAUUGUUCGACGGUUGAAAUCUCUGGGCUUGAUAUAGGAUGGGGUCCGAAAAUACCUCUAAAUUAUGAUCAGGAGCAAGGAUUGUGGGUUCUUCAAAGGGAAUUGCCUGAAGGACGCUAUGAGUACAAAUAUGUCAUUGAUGGCGAAUGGUUGUACAAUAAAGAUGAACCUGUCACUGAAAUCAACAAGGAUGGCCACAUCAACAACUAUGUCCAAGUGUCAGAUGAUAAUCCAGAUAGCAUUACUGCCAAGUUGCGGGAAAGGUUGAUGGCUGAUGAACCUGAUCUCACGAAGAAUGAGCGACUCGUAAUACGCCAAUUUCUUGAAGCUUGUCCAGAUGAUGAAUGAAUUGCUAGGUGUACACUAGUCAAUUAUAUAUGAAACUGUAUAUUUACUUGUUAAAAUGAUGAUUGUAUCAACUUAAAGAAUGUGUAAACUUAGAUAUUAUGUAGUAGGCUAACAUCAUGAAAAACAGAUAAAAUAUUAUAGAGGAAGUUGUAUGAUAGAUGUUAAAGGUUGUAUGAGGGGGGAAUGAAGUAUCAAAGCUCCGAAGGGAUGUAAAACAUCCGAACUGUAUACUUGUAUUCGAGUUAUGAAUACGAGCUGUAAAAUUUUAACAGUGGAAGUUGUAACAAGUAAUAAAAAUACUUUUCUGAGCUGUA
Messenger RNA from Daucus carota subsp. sativus, 1622 nucleotides. Its product is annotated as phosphoglucan phosphatase DSP4, amyloplastic. The record is from RefSeq and is a predicted model, not a curated record. Gene Ontology annotation, biological process: starch catabolic process; protein dephosphorylation. NCBI's taxonomy places the organism in Eukaryota, Viridiplantae, Streptophyta, Magnoliopsida, Apiales, Apiaceae. The transcript has 14 exons. Gene Ontology annotation, cellular component: chloroplast. Bases 178 to 1308 code for a protein of 376 amino acids. Gene Ontology annotation, molecular function: carbohydrate phosphatase activity; protein tyrosine/serine/threonine phosphatase activity; starch binding.